AUGGUCUGGUUUACUUUUAAAGUACAAAUUAUUUUAUUAUUGGCAUGUCCAAUGAUUAUACCGAGUACAAACGCGGAAUUUGACUCAAUGGAGUUCUGGAGAAAACGUAACAACCUUAUAGAUGAAGAAAAGUCAUUGGCGUUCGGUGGAAAAACACCCUUUUAUUCUGAGAGCGAAAUUCGAGCCAAUGAUAUACUAAUGAAGCAUAAGUCAUCUGAAAUAAACGAAGCCUUUUUCAAUUCAUCCGAAUUUGCUCCUUCACGUAAUUUUAUGAGCGUAAGAAAAAGCAUCGAGGACUCAAACGUGUUCAAAAUAAUAAGAAAAAUGCCUAAAGGUGCAGUGCUGAAUGUUCAUGCAUCAGCGCUGGUUUCAGCUAAGUGGGUCUAUGAAAACGUUACUUUCCGCGACAAUGUAUACAUUUGUAUUCGUCCUGAAAAAUUACUGCUACGCAUUUUCGAUAAACCCUCUAAUGAUUGUAACUGGCAACUACUCAGCGACUUACGCAAUGCUAACGAAACGGCCCGAACGCAGAUAAACUCACGCAUCCUAAGACAACUAACGUUAGGUACAGAAGGUCAAGCUGAAUCUUAUUCCAGUGAAGAUGACCUAUGGGCAAAAUUCAAGAAAGUUUUCGAUCUUAGAGUUCCAUUGCUUCGAUACAAACCAUUAUUUGAAGACUAUCUUUAUCAAGGUCUCAAAGAAUUGUAUGAUGAUAAUGUUUUUUUUCUGGAAGUAAGGACGCCGCUAUUGGAAAUGUAUGAUCUUGAUGGAAAGACUUACGAUGAAAAAGAAUCGACUGAAGUCUAUAUUAAUGUUACUAACAGAUUCAUGAGAGAUCAUCCAGAUUUCAUGGGAGUUAAGAUAAUUUAUUCAAUCUAUCGAAAAAUGAUAUCAUCGAAUUUGACAGAAACCAUCAAAAAAAUAAUUCAAUUACAGCAAAUAUAUCCAAAUGUAAUUGCUGGAAUUGAUCUAAUUGGUCAAGAAGACCUCGGCUAUCCGCUCCGAAACUGGAUAUCAGUCCUUGAGCCUUUCAUCAACAAAACAGAUUUCUAUUUCCAUGCCGGUGAAACCAACUGGUAUGGUCUUGAAUCCGACGAAAAUCUAUUUGACGCAGUUCUAUUAAAUUCAAAGCGUAUUGGCCACGGCUAUGCGAUUGUGAAGCACCCGAAAAUAAUGGAGCUGAUAAAACAGAAACGUAUGGCCGUUGAAGUAUGUCCAAUAGCUAACCAAGUUCUGGCGCUGAUUACUGACCUUCGUAAUCAUCCGGCUAGUAUCUUGUUUGCUCAAAACUUCUCAAUCGUCAUCUCAAGCAAUGAUCCAGGCGUUUGGGGAGCAACUGCUCUCAGCUAUGAUUUCUACGAAGCUUUCAUGGGCUUGAUGUCUAACCACUCUGAUAUUAGGGCCCUCAAACAACUGGCAAUCAAUUCGAUUCACUUCAGCAGCAUGAAUCAAGGCCAGAAAGCGCGCGCUGUCGAAAUUUGGGUUCAAAAAUGGAAAGAUUUUGUUGAUAUGGUUUAG
Cotesia glomerata is the source of this 1518-nucleotide messenger RNA. Its product is annotated as adenosine deaminase 2-like. Bases 1 to 1518 code for a protein of 505 amino acids. NCBI's taxonomy places the organism in Eukaryota, Metazoa, Arthropoda, Insecta, Hymenoptera, Braconidae. The transcript has 3 exons. Gene Ontology annotation, biological process: adenosine catabolic process; inosine biosynthetic process. The record is from RefSeq and is a predicted model, not a curated record. Gene Ontology annotation, molecular function: adenosine deaminase activity.